Molecule: messenger RNA, 1365 nt
Organism: Babesia microti strain RI
Lineage: Eukaryota; Apicomplexa; Aconoidasida; Piroplasmida; Babesiidae
Product: conserved Plasmodium protein, unknown function
Exons: 4
Coding region: 1-1365 (454 amino acids)
Source: RefSeq, a predicted model, not a curated record
AUGUUACUGUAUAUAUUAUGUGCCUUCCAAGUAGUAAAUGCACAAAAGCUAUACAAGAAAGCUAAUUUGACAAUUUCAUCGCAUGUCGACCAUCUGUCUUCCACGUUGAAACCUCAUACCAACCGUAACUCCAAAUUGAUUACGUGUAUAGGAUUUAAUGAACCAGAAUUACGGCAAGAGUUGAAGAAUGCGGCCAAUAUAUCAAAUAGUGAAUAUAGUAUUUUUGGCGGUCCUCUCAAUCCACAAUCGUACCUAUACUACAGUGAGGGAAAGCCUGAAAUGUUACUAGAUCUUGAUUAUGGGAUAAACGACUCACAUUGCAACGACAUUUGCCUCUUAUCACAAAAAAUCAUUCUCUACAUUCCGACACAACUUAUCAAAGUAUCAGCAGAUGAUCGAAUUGAAUUACACCAGAACAUCAAGCAGACUUUACAAUUUCUAAAGGAGAAUAAUAACAAUGGCGCAAGAAUAUUUGCAUUGUUGCCCAAGAAUAUUAGUGAUAAGCAUUUGGAUUUACUGAAUAAUUACUUGGCGAAUACACAUAACAUUACAAUAAUUAAAAAUAUAAAUAGCGAAAUGUUAUUUUGUAGAAGUAAUUUGUCAUAUGAAAAAAUACUGACUGUGCUGGGGAAACAAAAGAGAGUGGCCUUCGACAGAAUUGAUGAAAGGGAGAAGCUUCUUACGAGUUUUAACCCACUGGUAUUUGCAGACUCUGAUAUGUAUAAGAGAGUACUAAAGUGUGAAGAUGAGCGCGAUUUUCGCACAAUAUCCAAAAUACCUUUAUUACAAAGUACGCUCGCACAGGUGUUAGGCAGUUUGUUUAGGAAUAGCACGAUUCGAGUAUCUAGCGAUGACUCGUAUGAGCAAUUUAGAAGUUUUGCUAUUUCUGACAUCAAUUCUACGCUUGAACUUGGGGCCAUUAACUAUUUGUAUUCGCUGGUACUUAGGGAAAUGUCAAAGGCACCUAACAAGCCAACAGCUGAUACAAUAGACAAUUGCCUAGAAGAUGCCCUUGAGUUUUACAGGAAAUCUGCAAAUAACAUACUAGGUAACACGAAUGAGGAAGCCGAGAAAAGGGUUAGAAUGAUUUUAGAGAAAACUGCACAACUUCUAAUAAAUAUCCCUCCGAAUCAAUUACUCAGGCGACAAUUAAUGUCUGGUAAAUUGAACAGGGGGUUGCAUAUGGGCCUGGGUCUGACUGCGAUGAUAAGAAGGCCUGGACGGGGAAAUUUACAAUGGUAUACAAAUUAUCAACUUGGUCCACUGACGUUGACUUUGGGCUUUGCUAAUGACAAGGAUUUGUGCCCAGAUAGUAUACCCUCAUUUAGAUUGCAACCGAAGGUCUACUUUAAUGUGAACUUGUAA